AGUAAUGAAAAAUUAUUAUUCGGAAGAAAUCAGUGCUCAUGGAAUGGAAAUAGUGGAAGAUGUUGUAAAGGAGAAAAAUUGUGUUGUAAAUUCGGCAGAUGAGCUCUGGCUUAAUUGCAGAAAGGAUUCAAAAACAUACAAGUUCAAUUUGAGCCGUAUUGCCUCAAAAUUACCCAGUUUUAAAGCAGCGAAUGAUGCAGAAUCAAUAUCCAAAACUUUUCGCUGUAAACAUUGUCCCUAUUUUGGAACGGAUGAGGUACUCUUCAAGUACCACGAAGAAAUGCAUGUCGGACGUCGUCAAUACUGUUGUAAUAUGUGCACAUAUAGUUCUUUUUGUCCUAUUUCUUUACACGGGCACUUGAACUUGCAUUUUCCUUCAUUACCAUCUCGUUGGACUGCGAAAAACAAAAAGCGAUUGCUAAAACAUCGAUAUCAUCAGAGUCCUGAAACGAUACCUUCAGAUGCUAAAGUUCAUCACUGCUCCAUAUGCCCUUACAAAACUGCCUACGAAGAUCGCUUCCAACAGCAUCGCCUUCAUCAUGCUUUGCACCUACAACAACGAUUAACAACAUCCAUCAAACGAGCCGCACAAAAUAUUUCUGAACCAUUUAUAAGGCUGAAAAUUCGUCGACCAGAAAAACAUUCAGACAGGCAGUUUACCUGUAGCAGAUGUUCCUUCCGGUGCGGUACAAUCAUAGCAUACAAUACUCAUUCCGAAAAGCACGGAGCAAAAUCGUUCUUCAAGUGCGAGCUUUGUGAUUAUUCGUCAGAAACCAAAAAUAUUGUUGAUUUCCAUGUUGCCACGCAUCACUUGGAUAUACCUAUCUCGUUCUUUUAUAAAAAAGCUAUCAUGAAUUCCAAUGAAUCGCAGAUCAAGCUGAAUGAUGAUAUCGAGUGCAAGAAAUAUCCUCAACAAAUGUUGAGUUGUUGUCGAUGUGAUUACCGUACGUUUGUGAUAGUCGAAUUUACGCACCAUUGGGAACAAAUGCAUUGUAAUCGGACUCAAAAGGGUGAUCGACGGAUAACUGAGGAACUCCGUAUGGAUAUGAUGCACUCCAACUGGAUCAGAACUGUUGAUAAUUGA
Messenger RNA from Acanthocheilonema viteae, 1084 nucleotides. Lineage: Eukaryota; Metazoa; Nematoda; Chromadorea; Rhabditida; Onchocercidae. The record is from the annotation of a GenBank genome assembly.